GCGGGGCCAGCGGUGUAAACACUCGCUGCUCGACACCCCGCUAGUGGCUAAGCUAGCUAGCUCUUCCCUGCCUCACUCCGCCUCCGGAACUUUGGACCUCUCUCCCCGGGUUCAGAUGGCCGGGGUCGCCCUCAGGUGUUCGGCUCCCUGGCGCUUUGUCCAGCUAAGAAGGUGAGGACCACAAAGACAGCAGAGAUUCUCCAGGACUCCCAGUCUGACGUUCCACACCUCCGCCUCUCCGAUGAUGGGAGCCACGGAGGAGCAGUUUGAGCAGGCCAGGAGCAGAAUGUCCUCUCUGAAGACGGACCCGGGCAACGACGUCAAGCUGCAGAUCUACGCUCUGUUCAAACAGGCCACUCAGGGUCCCUGCAACACCCCCAAACCCGGGAUGCUGGACUUCGUCAACAAGGUGAAAUGGGAGGCGUGGAGGUCUCUGGGUGCCGUACCACAGGAUGAAGCCCGGCAGAAAUACUGCGACCUGAUUGGCUCCCUGGUGGCGGCGGAAGGUGGAAAAGCUGCCAACGGCGCUGCAGUGCCUGCUGGGAGCGGCCCGGCAUACGAGACGCUGCAGGUCACUACGGAGGAUGACAUCACCACCAUCAAGCUGAACCGCCCGGCCAAGAAGAACGCCAUCACCACUGAGAUGUACAACGACAUCAUCGAGGCUCUGAAUCAGGCAGCCAAAGACGACUCGGUCCUCACAGUCUUCACUGGUGCCGGAGAUUUCUACUGCAGCGGAAACGACCUCUCCAACUUCACCAACAUCCCCGAGGGGGGGGUGCAGGAGCAGGCCCGUCGGGGGGGGGAGCUGCUGAGGAAGUACGUGAAGGCCUACAUCGACUUCCCCAAGCCGCUGGUUGCCGUGGUGAACGGACCGGCUGUAGGAAUCUCUGUCACACUGUUGGGACUGUUUGACCUGGUGUACGCUACGGACCAGGCCUCCUUCCACACUCCCUUCAGUCAGCUGGGUCAGAGCGCCGAGGGCUGCUCCUCCUACACCUUCCCCAAGAUAAUGGGCCCCGCCAAGGCCAGCGAGAUGCUGCUGUUCAAUAAGAAGCUGUCUGCGGUUCAGGCCUGUGAACUGGGUCUGGUCACCGAGGUUUUCCCUGACAGCAGCUUCCAGUCGGAGGUCUGGACCCGACUGAAGGCCUACGCCAAGCUGCCCCCCAACUCCCUGUCGUUGUCCAAGCAGCUGAUCCGGUCCACAGAGAAGACCCUUCUCCACCAGGUGAACGAUGCUGAGGUGGAGCGCCUGAUGGAGCGAUGGACCUCCGACGAGUGCUUCAACGCCGUCAUGAGCUUCUUCCAGGCCAAGGCCCGACUGUGAGACCGUCUGUCUCUCAGCCCGUCUCACAGCCGUCCCUCCGCCAGGACGUUGGAGUAGUUUGACUCGUCCUCAGGAUGAAGUUUGUUUCUUUACUGUUGAGCUACUACCAAUGUCGUACCUCAGUGUAGUCAUCUUCAUCUUCAUCUUCAUCGUCUAAAGAACACAUGAAGUUAAAGCGCCUUCAACCUUUGGAACAUCUUUUUAUUGUGUAAUAAUGUUGAUUUAUUCCAUGAGGAAAAUGCAGACUUUUGUUCAGAGACAAAAACUUGAUUAAUAAUCGUUUUCUGGUGAAAUAAAUGAAAAUGUGAAUUUUCUUCUGAAAAAUAAAAACUCUGUUUAACGA
Molecule: messenger RNA, 1670 nt
Organism: Pungitius pungitius (ninespine stickleback)
Lineage: Eukaryota; Metazoa; Chordata; Actinopteri; Perciformes; Gasterosteidae
Gene: eci2
Product: enoyl-CoA delta isomerase 2
Exons: 11
Coding region: 242-1327 (361 amino acids)
Cellular component (GO): mitochondrion; peroxisome
Molecular function (GO): delta(3)-delta(2)-enoyl-CoA isomerase activity; fatty-acyl-CoA binding
Source: RefSeq, a predicted model, not a curated record